AUGAAGGUGGUAAAGUCUUUGACCAAAAUGUCAAAUCACAAUACUCAUCAGGAUUUUCCUAUUGUGAAGCUGAAAACCAAGCAAAGUAAAUAUAUCACAUGUUUAAAGGAAUCUUCAAGUAGCACUGAAGAAACAAAUAUUGCUGUUGGGGAGAAAGUUUACAAAUAUUUACCAUGCAUGAAAGUCUUCAAUCAAAUACCUAAUCUAAAUACACUUAACAAAAUAGGUACCAGAGAAGAACACAAGUGUAAAGACUGUGGUAAAACAGGUCAUUGUUUUUCAGGUGUAAAUCUACAUAAAAGUAUUUAUCCUGGACAAAAGGCUGAUAUGUGUAAAGAAUGUGGCAAUGCAUUUAGGAUUACCUCAACCCUUACUCAUCAUCACAGAUUUCACACUGGACAUGGGCCUGGUAAAUAUAGAGAAUGUGGUAAAGCUUUUAGCCAGUCUUCAGAUUUCAAUGAAUAUCAGAAAAUUUAUACAGGAAAGAAAAAUUUCCAAUGUAGUGAAGGAGACAGUGCCUUUACAGAGUCCUGUAAUCUUGCACAAGAUCACAGAAUUCAUACUGGAGAAAAGCAUUAUGAGUGUAGAGAAUGUGGAAAAGCCUUUAGGUGGUCCUCAACCUUUACUUGUCAUCAGAGAGUUCAUACUGCAGGGAAAGCUUAUAAAUGUAUACAAUAUGACAAAGCAUUUACACAGUCUUCAAGCCUUACUUGCCACGAAAGAAUUCAUACUGGAAAGAAGCCUUAUAAAUGUACACAUUGUGAAAAAGAAUUUACACACUCUUCAAGCCUUAUUUCACAUCAGAAAAUUCAUACUGGAGAGAAGCCUUAUGAAUGUACAGAAUGUGGUAAAGCAUUUAGGCACCUGACAACACUUACUAAUCAUCAGAAAAUCCAUACUGGAGAGAAGCCUUAUGAAUGUACAGGAUGUGGUAAAGCCUUUAGGCACCUGACAACACUUACUAAUCAUCAGAAAAUUCAUACUGGAGAGAAGCGUUAUGAAUGUACACAAUGUGGGAAAGCCUUUAGACACCAGGGAACACUUACUCAACAUCAGAAAAUUCAUACUGGAGAGAAGCCCUAUGAAUGUACACAAUGUGGGAAAGCCUUUAGGCACCUGAAAACACUUACUAAUCAUCAGAAAAUUCAUACUGGAGAGAAGCCUUAUGAAUGUACACAAUGUGGGAAAGCCUUUAGACACCAGGGAACACUUACUCAACAUCAGAAAAUUCAUACUGGAGAGAAGCCCUAUGAAUGUACACAAUGUGGCAAAGCCUUUAGACACCUGAAAACACUUACUAAUCAUCAGAAAAUUCAUACUGGAGAGAAGCCCUAUGAAUGUACACAAUGUGGGAAAACCUUUAGGCAAUGGAUAACACUUACUAAUCAUCAAAAAACUCACACUGCAGAGAAGGCUUAUGAAUGUAUACAGUGUGGCAAAUCAUGUACUUGCUCCUUAACCCUUAUUUUACAUCGGAGUGGUCAUUCCCAUGAAAAGGUUUAUGUAUGUAAAAUAUGUGGUAAAGCCUUUCGCCAGUCCUGUAAGCUUUCUCGGCAUCAGAAACUUCAUAUGGGAGAGAAGCCUUGUAAGUGUUGA
Molecule: messenger RNA, 1596 nt
Organism: Phyllostomus hastatus (greater spear-nosed bat)
Lineage: Eukaryota; Metazoa; Chordata; Mammalia; Chiroptera; Phyllostomidae
Product: gastrula zinc finger protein XlCGF26.1-like
Exons: 1
Coding region: 1-1596 (531 amino acids)
Source: RefSeq, a predicted model, not a curated record